This is a messenger RNA of Symsagittifera roscoffensis, 1475 nucleotides long. RefSeq names its product leucine-rich repeat-containing protein 23-like. Bases 167 to 1336 code for a protein of 389 amino acids. Gene Ontology annotation, molecular function: protein binding. The record is from RefSeq and is a predicted model, not a curated record. Gene Ontology annotation, cellular component: cytoplasm. NCBI's taxonomy places the organism in Eukaryota, Metazoa, Xenacoelomorpha, Acoela, Convolutidae. The transcript is spliced from 5 exons.
UUAGAAUUCGUGCAUGAAAGUUUCAGAAGCACGUGUAGAAAAAAAACUGAAACAAAACUAACGUUGAAGCGUAUACUUGUACACACAAUUUAGUACUAUUCAAAGUACACUGUGCUAGCUUAAAGUUACAGAGGAAUAAUUUUAUUAAUUUUACUUGCAUUGUAAAAUGUCUGACGAGGACGACACUGCUGCAGCCCAGGAAGCAGUUGAAGAUGGUUUGGAAGGGGAGGGGGAGAAUGAAGAAGUAGAACAGCAGCAGCAGGAGGAGGAGGGAAACGAACAACGGGAAGAAGGGGAGGAGGGCGAAGGAGGAGAGGGGGAGGAGAAAGAGAAAGGGGAGGGGGAGGGGGAUGAGAUUGACCCCGAAGUGGAAGACCCCGAGGAGGUGGAGGAGGACGAACACAUCCCCCCAAAACUACUCACACAGGCCGAUAUCAAUGAAGGCAUAUCGCUGCUGUGUAAGACUGGCACAGGCCUCUCCCACGCAUUCGUGCGACUAGACAUCCGAGACAAGGAACUGACAGACAUCAAUCUGCUGAGCGCCUUCAUCCAUCUGCGAUACAUUGACAUGUCUGUGAACAGCAUCAAAGACAUCUCCUGCCUGAGUGGACUGACUCACUUGUUGACCUUGAAAGCAGAGAAAAACAUCCUGAAGUCUGCUGCUCUUGAGGAGCUGCCGUACCUUCAACAAGCCAACUUCUCCGACAACAGAAUCAAAACGACAGAAGGCAUCUAUCACCCACUUCUAGAAACGCUGAUUCUGUCUUGGAAUUCGAUCAAAGAAAUCGCCCACCUCGAGCCAGGACGAUUGACAAGACUUCAUACACUGGAACUAAGAAGCAACGCUCUUACAAGCACCAAAGGUCUAGUUAUUCCCACUUUGAAGAACCUUUUCCUUGCUCAAAAUAAAAUCAAAUUCUUAGAAGACUUGGAAAAACUGGAAAGUCUGGAAAUGUUGCACAUGCGAGACAACCAGGUCGACAACUUAGACGGAUUCAGUGAAAAAAUGAGGUCGCUCCAGUAUUUGAACAUCCGAGGAAAUCAACUUGCGAAUAAAAAGGAGCUGAACAAACUGAAAGUGUUGCCUUUUUUGAGAGCAAUUGUGAUGGCCGAAUGUCCAGUUAGCGACGAAGAUGAUUACAGAAUCGAAGUCCUCAUCACUUUGAGGAGGAUUGAAAGAUUGGUUAAGGAUGUCUACACCGAUGAAGAAAGGCAAGAGGCGGAGGAGAUUUAUGAACAGCGGCGAUUGGACGAGGCAGCAGCCAAUGAGGAGGGGGGCGGGGACGAGGAGGGAGGGGAGGGGGCCACUACAGAAGCCACACCCGCCGCCGAAUAGUUCUGCAAGAGGCCAAGAGACCGCUGAUGACAUUUGACUAGACUGUGAACUAACCUCGCAUUAAUGUCGUCAAAUAAAUCAUCCCGAUCAAAAUUAUUAGUUUUUAAAUAUCAAAAAUAAAAAUCGCCUGUUAAAGCUC